AUGGCCUUUCGGCCUUACUGCCCUGUCAAUUGUGACCCAGGAGAAACCCUAGAAGGCUCUCAGGGCCUUGACGAACGGAGGAGACCUCCGACGAUGGUGCGCGAUCCGGCCACAAGGAAUCUCACUAUUCAUUUUUGUCUUUGCUUGGUGGGGAACCUUAAUGUUCAUUCUUGGUUGCUUUUGGCAAAGAAUCACUCUCGUUCAUAUUUGUCUUUGCUUUGUAAGGAAUCUCACUAUUCUUCUUGGGAAUCUCCCCUGUUCAUAUUCUGUUUUUGGACUGGGUGUAUUGUAUGUGCCAAUUGCCAUUUAGCGAAUAAACCCAUGCAUAUUGAGGUUCUACAAGCGAUACUUCCUGAUACUAUAUUUGAAGCGGUUGUUAGAAUUUCUUAUGAUAUCCAAUUGAAACAAGUUCUUGCUAAUGGUAAGAAAGAGACUUUGAAUGUGGGUGUUGUUCUUAUUUUACCAGAGGGGUUCGAGUUAGCCGCCUGA
Gossypium raimondii (Peruvian cotton) is the source of this 489-nucleotide messenger RNA. Its product is annotated as cytochrome f-like. Lineage: Eukaryota; Viridiplantae; Streptophyta; Magnoliopsida; Malvales; Malvaceae. Gene Ontology annotation, biological process: photosynthesis. Bases 1 to 489 code for a protein of 162 amino acids. Gene Ontology annotation, cellular component: chloroplast; thylakoid membrane. Gene Ontology annotation, molecular function: iron ion binding; heme binding; electron transfer activity. The transcript is spliced from 3 exons. The record is from RefSeq and is a predicted model, not a curated record.